Molecule: messenger RNA, 4902 nt
Organism: Indicator indicator
Lineage: Eukaryota; Metazoa; Chordata; Aves; Piciformes; Indicatoridae
Gene: PLCH1
Product: phospholipase C eta 1
Exons: 23
Coding region: 1-4902 (1633 amino acids)
Biological process (GO): phosphatidylinositol-mediated signaling; lipid metabolic process
Molecular function (GO): calcium ion binding; phosphatidylinositol-4,5-bisphosphate phospholipase C activity
Source: RefSeq, a predicted model, not a curated record
AUGAGUUACUGGAGUCUGGAGAAGAGGAGCUGUCUGCAGUACUGCAGGCACUUCCUGGUGGACAAUGGAGCGUUCCACGUUGAAAGAUGCAUGGGUGUUAUGCAGUCUGGGACCCAGAUGGUUAAGCUGAAGAGUGGUACCAAAGGGCUCGUCCGACUCUUCUACCUGGAUGAGCACAGGACCUGCAUCCGAUGGAGGCCCUCCAGAAAGAGUGAAAAGGCCAAAAUUAUCAUCGAUUCCAUUUACAAAGUCACAGAAGGUCGGCAGUCUGAAAUCUUCCACCGCCAUGCCGAGGGCAACUUUGAGCCCAGCUGCUGCUUUACUAUUUACCAUGGCAACCACAUGGAAUCCCUGGAUCUGAUCACAUCCAACCCAGAGGAGGCUCGCACCUGGAUCACGGGGCUGAAGUACCUGAUGGCUGGAAUCAGCGAUGAGGACUCCCUCGCCAAGCGACAGAGAACACACGACCACUGGGUCAAGCAGACCUUUGAGGAGGCUGACAAGAAUGGAGAUGGGCUGCUGAACAUCGAGGAGAUCCACCAGCUGAUGCACAAACUCAACGUCAACCUGCCCCGCAGGAAGGUCCGACAGAUGUUUCAGGAAGCAGACACAGAUGAGAACCAAGGCACCCUGAAUUUUGAAGAAUUUUCAGUGUUUUACAAGAUGAUGUCCCUCCGGCGAGACCUCUACCUGCUGCUCCUAAGCUACAGUGACAAGAAGGAUCACCUCACUGUUGAAGAACUUGCUCAGUUUCUAAGGGUGGAACAAAAGAUGAACAACGUGACACCAGAAUACUGUCUUGACAUCAUACAGACGUUUGAAGUAUCAGAAGAAAACAAGAAGCAAAAUGUUCUUGGGAUUGAAGGGUUCACCAACUUCAUGCGCAGCCCUGCUUGCGACGUCUUUAACCCCCUGCACUGUGAGGUGCACCAGGAUAUGGACCAGCCCCUCUGUAACUACUUCAUUGCUUCAUCUCACAACACCUACCUGACAGGAGACCAGCUGCUGUCCCAGUCCAGAGUGGAGAUGUACGCCCGGGUGCUGCAGGACGGCUGCCGAUGCAUCGAAGUGGAUUGCUGGGAUGGUCCAGAUGGAGAGCCAGUGGUGCACCAUGGCUACACUCUUACUUCUAAGAUACUCUUCCGUGACGUGGCAGAGACCAUCAACAAAUAUGCCUUCAUCAAAAAUGAGUUUCCUGUGAUACUGUCUAUUGAAAACCAUUGCAGUAUCCAGCAGCAAAAGAAGAUUGCUCAGUACUUGAAGGAAAUAUUUGGUGACAAACUGGACUUGUCAUCUGUAGUCACUGGAGAUUCCAAGCAGCUUCCCAGCCCUCAAAAUUUGAAAGGGAAAAUCCUAGUGAAGGGUAAGAAGCUGCCAUACAGCCUGGGAGCAGAUGCUGAGGAGGGAGAAGUUUCAGAUGAGGACAGCGCUGAUGAGAUUGAAGAUGACUGCAAAUUAAAGCCCUGCUAUAGUAAUGGUGCAACUCAGCACCAGGUGGAAUCUUUCAUAAGAACAAAACUGGAAUCUCUGAUCAAAGAAUCCCAAAUCAGGGACAAAGAAGACCCUGACAGCUUCACUGUGAGAGCUCUGCUGAAGGCUACCCAUGAGGGGUUAAAUGUUAACCUGAAGCAGAACCUGGACUUGAAAGAAGGUGGCAAAAAGUCUCACAGUCGAUCCUUAAUGGGCAACUUUGGUAAGCACAAAAAAGCUGUGAAGGCAGCAGCCAAAUACCAGAGUGCAUCAGAUGAGGAAGAAAGCCAGCAAAACUCCUCUGGGAAGGAGGUGGGGCAGCUGCACAGGCUGACACGGAGAAGGAAAACAGUGAAGCUGUGCCGAGCUCUGUCUGACCUGGUGGUCUACACCAACUCUGUGGCAGCCCAGGAUAUAGUAGAUGAUGGAUCGACAGGGAAUGUGCUGUCAUUCAGUGAAAGCAGAGCCCACCAAGCAGUGCAGCAGAAGGCUGAGCAGUUCAUGCUCUACAACCAGAAGCAGCUCACAAGGGUCUAUCCAUCAGCCUACAGGAUUGACUCCAGCAAUUUCAAUCCUUUGCCUUACUGGAAUGUUGGUUGCCAGUUAGUGGCACUCAACUACCAGUCUGAAGGACGUGUGAUGCAAUUAAAUGAAGCAAAAUUUAGGGUAAAUGGCAACUGUGGUUACGUCCUCAAACCUCAGCAGAUGUGCAAAGGCACAUUCAACCCCUACUCUUCUGAUCCACUUCCUGCCAGUCCUAAAAAGCAGCUGAUUCUUAAGAUCAUCAGUGGACAGCAGCUACCAAAGCCUCCAGACUCAAUGUUAGGAGACAGGGGAGAGAUAAUCGAUCCCUUUGUUGAGGUGGAGAUUAUUGGGUUGCCUGUUGACUGCUGUAAAGAUCAGACCAGGGUGGUUGAUGACAAUGGGUUUAAUCCUGUUUGGGAGGAAACACUGACUUUCACCAUCCACAUGCCUGAGAUCGCUUUGGUGCGGUUCCUUGUCUGGGACCACGAUCCCAUCGGGAGAGACUUUGUGGGACAAAGGACUCUGGCCUUCAGCAGCCUGGUCCCUGGCUAUCGCCACGUGUAUUUAGAAGGGCUGACAGAAGCAUCCAUAUUUGUUCAUAUCACCAUUAAUGAGAUCUAUGGAAAGUGGAGCCCUUUAAUCCUCAAUCCCAGUUACACAAUCUUGCACUUUCUAGGAGCCACAAAGAACAAGCAGCUGAUAGGACUGAGAGGGCUGUUUAACAAGCCCCCUAAGGCCAGCUCUGCUGAGAGCAGCGGGCACUACAUCCGGAAGCGCUCUCUGGGCGAGAGGAUUCUCCGGCGCACGGCCAGCGCGCCGGCAAAGGGCAGGAAGAAAAGUAAGAUGGGCUUCCUGGAAGCUGCUGAGAUCAAAGACAGUGCAUCUGAGCCAGCAGACCUGAAAGACUUGAAGGAUGGAGUUGUCAGGAGGACAAGCCGGAGCUUGCAAGCACGCCCUGCUUCUAUGCCCGUCGAUAAAUAUCUCCUUGUGGAGCUGCCGUGCCCAGGAGAUGAACCUGCCCAAGCUGCCAAAGGAAAAGAAAAUGCAUCUGGUAAGGGCUCUGAUGUUGACAUUUCCACAGAAGCACCGUGUGACAAAAACUGUGCAGACCAUGAGCAGGAUGAUGGCACAGAAGGGCCUAAGGGGGAGCAAAUAACUCUUGCAAGGGCUUCCCACUCUAAAAAUGUAGAGGUGGAAAACCACAGAUGUGACAUGAUGAAGGUCAGCCCUGCAGAACCUCCUGCUUCAACAGAUGCUUCCCCUGCCAUUUACUCUGCUGUUGCUGCCUUGCACUCCACCUCAGCCGUGCAGGACAGCGACAUUUCUCGCCUGAUAGAUGAGGUGUCCUUAGCCACCGAGAGCCAGAUGGACAGUGCCGUCUCGGCCCUGAUCAGACAGCUGGAUGUCACUGAUGACCAAACCAACCUUACCAAGGUCUCAAGCCUCCAUGGCUCCAGCAGUCAGACCUUCAGCAUGCUGGCUACACAGCCACGUGUGCCUACUGCUGAUCUCCACAGUCCCUGCAAGCACAACUUUCUCACUGCUCAAUCCACCAAGUCCCCUUUGUUCUCCACUCCAGAUCCCACCGCACUCUCCAGCCCUGAGACUGCCGAGUAUUCCACGUACACAAUUAUCCAUGAGGCCACUCUGACACCAGCUUCUGAGUAUAAGACCCACAGUGAAGCAGCUUGCAAGAAAAAGUUAAGUAGCAUAGAAAAUAACCUGGCCAGUUCUCCUUGUCCUUCACCCCUCUCUUUGCUCAAUGCGAAUCCCAGAAGAAACCAUGGAACAAAGCCUGGAACGAGCUGGGAAGCCCCUGAGUCUGCCACUUCUUUUACUUCUAACAACCUCAUCUUUGAGGAGACUCUCGCUGACCCUCUCACUGGUGAGACUUCAGAGAGCAGCAGCCUUGUAGAGGUAGAUGGAGAUUCUCAAGAUGAUCUGGUCACUGCCUGUGAGUACAAAAGGGAAGACAUGAGCCAGUUGGCUUCCCCUUUGAAACUGAGGCAAAGGCAGCAUGCUGGACAUGGUGGUGGCAGGUCCUCUGGGAACAGCACAGCUGUUGAGCUCUGUUCUGCUGCCCUGGGCUGCUCAGAUCACUUCAGGACUGCAGGCCCUCAGCUCCCUUUCCCCAUAUGUGCAAAUCUUGGAUUCUUGUAUCACCACCAUGCAGAGAAGCAGACAAAGGUAACCUGUGCCGCUGAGAGCCCCCAGCUCAGCACACGCUCCCCACUGCUCCACAGUGCUUUGGCUUUCCCACCUCACUCAGCCAUCAAGCAGACCAGUCCUUGCAAAUCCAAGAGUCUUGGGGACUUGACAUCCGAGGACAUUUCCUGCAACUUUGAAAGUAAGUAUCAGUACAUAAGCAGGAGCUUUGUCUCCUCGGGCAUGAGGGACAAGAAGCUUGCUGCUAUGAAAAACUUGAGGCCGCACUCCACAGACGCUCUGACAGAGCAGCUGAGGAAGCUGGUGUCCCUCGACCAGGAGGACAUCCAGCAAACCCUCUGCUCCAGGCAGGUUGAUGAAGACUGCCCAAAAGCACUGGUCAGAAAACUCUCCUCCAGGAGCCAGAGCAGAGUGCGGAACAUCGCCAGCCGUGCCAAGGAGAGGCAGGAGGCUGCCAGCAAGCAAAAACCUUCCCACUCGAGUAGCCUCACAGGGGUUGUCCUUCGCAACAAGCCCUCAGCAUCUCCUCACAUUAUCAACAGGCACUCCACAGGCUCCUACAUAGCCAGGUACCUGAAUGGCUUCCCUGGGGAGGACCUGGAGGGCCGUGGAAUGCCGGAGGGCUCCUGCGCCACCUUCCACUCCGGCUAUGACGACCGCUUGUACUCCCAUCACCCUGUCCUGCAGCUGGAGCAUAGCACUGAGGACCAGCCUGAAAUCUAUUUCCUGCUGAGACUGUAG